Neospora caninum is the source of this 417-nucleotide messenger RNA. Its product is annotated as putative rpp14 family domain-containing protein. Gene Ontology annotation, biological process: tRNA 5'-leader removal. Bases 1 to 417 code for a protein of 138 amino acids. Gene Ontology annotation, cellular component: ribonuclease P complex. NCBI's taxonomy places the organism in Eukaryota, Apicomplexa, Conoidasida, Eucoccidiorida, Sarcocystidae. The record is from RefSeq and is a predicted model, not a curated record. The transcript is spliced from 3 exons. Gene Ontology annotation, molecular function: ribonuclease P RNA binding.
AUGGUUCGCCAAAAAAGCCGCUGGGUGCUAGGGUCGGUUGUCUGGGCAGACGACGUCGAUAAAACGCGCAGAGUUUGCCUUACCCCCUCCAAUCUGCAAGAAGCUCUACGAGCAGCGGUGGCGGAAUGCUGGGGCGCUCUCGGAACGGCCUACCUGGCGUCUUCGCUUCGCGUCGCUCACGUUGGCCAAGGCGGUGAGCCUUGUCCCCUUUUUGUUCUUCAAGUUGACAGGGCGUAUUGCCAAGAACUUCUUGCAGUCCUCAAGGCGAUCCGGGAGCUGGGCGACCGGCGCUGCCGCGUCUGUGUCGUGCAUGUCGGUGGAACUCUGCGCAGUGGCAGACGAGAGGUCGAAGAGCGUAUCAAGUCUCUCUUUCUUGCACAGCUUGCACAGAUGCAGGAGGGCGCAUGCUCAAUUUGA